Messenger RNA from Atta colombica, 1795 nucleotides. RefSeq lists its product as uncharacterized. Gene Ontology annotation, biological process: epidermal growth factor receptor signaling pathway. The record is from RefSeq and is a predicted model, not a curated record. Lineage: Eukaryota; Metazoa; Arthropoda; Insecta; Hymenoptera; Formicidae. Bases 1 to 1374 code for a protein of 457 amino acids. The transcript has 7 exons. Gene Ontology annotation, molecular function: epidermal growth factor receptor binding; receptor ligand activity.
AUGGAUCUGAGGAAAAGUGAUAGAAAAAUACAAAUGCUGAUCGCCGAUGGAAUUUUUGUCACCGAAUCGUUCAUGGCAAUCAAUAGCGAAUACUUCAAACUCAAAGCUGGGAUAUUACACUUCAUCGACAUGUUUCCAGGGAAGCAGUGGCACGUGCGCCAGAGUUCGAGCCCAGGUGGUGUCGCCCGCGCUGCCGAGGAAACGCAAGAAGGAGAGAUCAACGAUAGGGGAUGCUACGAGGUGAACGAGAUAUCAUUCGAGGAGAUUAGCUUGAUGGUAACGAGGAGCAAAGUUCCCUUCGACGACAGCAUGAUCGCCAGUGGCUACUGUCAUUCGCCGCCUUGCCUCUGUCAUCGUCAUUAUCGUAGUCAUCGUCAUUCAUUAUCGCGUCAACGAUACCACCAUCGAAGGGACAUUGAUGACGUGGGUGGCGAUGGCGAUUGCAACGAUAGCAGCGACGACGAUAGCGGCGAUGACGAGGCCGUUAAGAACGACAAGAAUGACGACGAUGACGAUAACGACAAAGAGGAGAACGACAAGAUGUGCCUCGACCGUCUCCAUCCUCGUCUUCAUCAAUUCUAUGAUCGACGGUCUCGCGAAAGCGGCGACGUUGAUACCGAAGUCGAAGUCCAUCGAACCGAGACGACUACCGUCCAUCCUCUUGCACGAACCUCGCCUAUCGCGACCACCGCCGUCGCUAACCCCUCUGUCGUCACUGCCAUGGCGAGAGGAUGCAAAAUUCCGUCUUACCUCACGACUAUACUACUUCUUUCCUACAUUCUCUUCGGUAUAGCAGACGCUUGCUCGUCACGUUCAACGCCAAAACCAAGGCCGCCGACGCCAACGGAUCGGCCGAAUAUCACAUUCCACAUGUACACGUGUCCACCGGAUUACGCAGAGUGGUAUUGUUUGAAUGGCGCCACGUGUUUCACCGUAAAAAUUGUCGACUCUCUCUUAUACAACUGUCUAUGCGCUCAUGGAUAUAUCGGACAAAGAUGCGAGUUUAAAGAUUUAGACGGUUCCUAUUUACCUUCACGGCAACGAGUAAUGUUGGAGACAGCCAGCAUCGCCGGCGGUGCCACAAUAGCAGUAUUCCUCGUCGUUAUCAUUUGUAUAGCGGCUUAUAUCCAUUGUAAGCGAAAACAGAAGGAAUUACGAUCGAGCAAUAACUGCGUCGAUACGGUGGAUGGUCCUGGCCGAGAUCCGGAGCUGAGGCCGUUUAGCAACCGCAGCCGCUCUCUUAUGAUCUUCAUGGCCAAGAAUUCUAACAACUCGGCGACGAUAGAACAAACGAGAAUGCCCAAUUGGAAUUGUCCAGAAACGGAAUCGAUGAGGAUGGCAUCCAUCAGCGAGAAUAAGCCCUCGAGCCAAUAGCGAACUACGUGACGCGUCGUCCAUAUACAAUGUUUUGCUGCAAGGAUUCGUUAUCGGCGAUACUCGAGACGUACAAAAGAUCGUCGAAUAAACUACUCGAUUAGUUGAAGGUAGUUUGAAAUAUCUCGACAGCAGCGGCCUUUAGUAGCCUUUAUUAGCGAACGUAUUGGAAAUAAUCCCACUAUUUGAUUCAGCGAGUGAUUGACCAUCCUAACGCGGUGCUGAAAAAAAACGAACAUAAAUCAAGUACGAUUUCUAAGCUGAUGACACGUACGGCACGACAAUAUUGGCUCUUUUCGAUUAUUAUAUCGUAAUAUCAAGACAUUCCCCGUAUUGUCGCACUCAUGUACUCCGUUUGAUCGAAGAGACGUUUAAUGCUCGUCGAUUAUUGUGUAUUCCUUCUACAUCUCGAUGGACGAUU